AGCCCUGCAGCCUGGGCCUCAGGGAGCAGAGUCAGGGCGCCCACCAUGGCCUGGACCCCUCUCCUCCUCGGCCUCCUGGCUCACUGCACAGCCUCUGUGGCCUCCUAUGAGCUGACGCAGCCGCCCUCGGUGUCGGUGAGCCCGGGACAGACGGCCAGGCUCACGUGUGGGGGAAACAGCAUUGGAAGUAAAAUUGUCCACUGGUACCAGCAGAAGCCCGGCCAGGCCCCCGUGCUGGUCAUUUAUAAUGAUAACAACCGGCCCUCAGGGAUCCCUGACCGAUUCUCAGGCACCAACUCGGGGAACACGGCCACCCUGACCAUCAGCGGGGCCCAGGCCCAGGACGAGGCCGACUAUUACUGUCAAGUGUGGGACAACAGUGCUAAAGCGUAUGUCUUCGGCGGCGGGACCCAGCUCACCGUCCUAGGUCAGCCCAAGUCUGCACCCUCCGUGUCUCUGUUCCCGCCAUCCACUGAGGAGCUCGCCAACAACAAGGCCACACUGGUGUGUCUCAUGAGUGACUUCUACCCGGGCAGCGUGACGGUGGCCUGGAAGGCAAAUGGCACCCCCGUCACCCAGGGCGUGGAGACCACCAAGCCCUCCAAGCAGAGCAACAACAAGUACGCGGCCAGCAGCUACCUGAGCGUGUCCAGCCAAGACUGGAAGUCCGCCAGCGCCUACAGCUGCCAGGUCACGCACGACGGGAAGACCGUGGAGAAGACAGUGGCCCCCUCAGAGUGUUCCUAGGACCUGAGUCCCCACUUCUGGGGACACUUCUCCGUCAGACCCUCCCUUCCCCGCUCCCCACUGUCCCCCUGAGGCUCCUGCCCUGGUCGCUCAGACUGGGCAGGGGGCCAUCCCUCCCCGUUUCCCCUUCUCCUGAAUAAACUCCUGUCAUUUCUCAUCUGA
This is a messenger RNA of Myotis brandtii (Brandt's bat), 909 nucleotides long. Its product is annotated as Ig lambda chain V-I region BL2. Gene Ontology annotation, cellular component: MHC class II protein complex. The transcript has 4 exons. Bases 46 to 747 code for a protein of 233 amino acids. The record is from RefSeq and is a predicted model, not a curated record. Gene Ontology annotation, molecular function: MHC class II protein complex binding. Gene Ontology annotation, biological process: antigen processing and presentation of exogenous peptide antigen via MHC class II; immunoglobulin production involved in immunoglobulin-mediated immune response; peptide antigen assembly with MHC class II protein complex. NCBI's taxonomy places the organism in Eukaryota, Metazoa, Chordata, Mammalia, Chiroptera, Vespertilionidae.